AUGUCCAAGCUCGUGUCCUUAGACUUCUCGUCGAAGCAUGAAGAGCGGAUUAGAUUCCUUGUGCCUCAUGCAGGAUUAGUCGACCCUGACCAAAUGGAUACUGAAAGCUUGGACUUUACGUUGCAAGAAGGGCGACUUUUACAUAUGGGUGGCUCAAUCGAAAUGCAAAACACCGUGACAAUGGGCUGUGCUGGCGCUAUCCUGACCUAUCUGCAAAGGCGAAAAGCCAUGAUGUCGUCUGGCAAUGGAUCUGUCGAGAUCUUUCGCAUUGUCUCCGUCGAGAUGAUGGGAUUGAAAGGUACCAUGUAA
Messenger RNA from Aspergillus melleus, 309 nucleotides. RefSeq lists its product as uncharacterized. The transcript has a single exon. Lineage: Eukaryota; Fungi; Ascomycota; Eurotiomycetes; Eurotiales; Aspergillaceae. The coding region runs from base 1 to 309 and encodes 102 amino acids. The record is from RefSeq and is a predicted model, not a curated record.